Eurypyga helias (sunbittern) is the source of this 867-nucleotide messenger RNA. It is a transcript of the gene PHF11, whose product is annotated as PHD finger protein 11. Gene Ontology annotation, molecular function: histone deacetylase binding; histone binding. The transcript is spliced from 9 exons. The coding region runs from base 10 to 867 and encodes 285 amino acids. Lineage: Eukaryota; Metazoa; Chordata; Aves; Eurypygiformes; Eurypygidae. Gene Ontology annotation, cellular component: nucleus. The record is from RefSeq and is a predicted model, not a curated record.
UUCCGGAUAAUGGCGAAGAUGGUGAGAAGAACGUGUGCGUUCUGUUCAGAAGGGGAGGCUGGUUCUGUAAUGUAUGUUGCCAAAGAGCGAAAUGUUGCAGCUCAUCAGGAUUGUCUGUUAUUUUCCUCAGGAUUUGUGGAAUCUGAAGAGUAUAAUCCAGAAAACCUGGAUGUAAGGUUUGAUGUGGCAUCCGUGUUGAAAGAACUCAAGAGAGGAAAGCGGCUGAUGUGCAACUUCUGUCGCAAGAAAGGAGCCACCGUGGGAUGCGAGGAAAGAGCCUGUCGCAGAAGCUAUCACUACUUCUGUGCACUCUGCGAUGAUGCAGCAAUAGAAACGGAUGAAGUCAAUGGAGUCUACCGAGUGUUCUGCCCAAAACAUGACCCAGGCAAUAGGACCAAUCACUAUGAUGCAGCUAGUAAGAGGAGAAGACUUGGGUUGAAAUCUUCCACCGUCACGGAACAAAUGAGCACAGAAGAGACAGCAGAAGAAAACGGUUUACAAAUACUAAAAAGGAAAAACAACAGCCACAAAGUCCGAAUAGACUUCCUUAGGAAAUGCAAGCAAGCCGGGCUUCUGGAUGACAUAUUUGAAGAAAUGCUGGACACGCUUCACCUGGCACAGGAAAAACUGAUGGAUGACAACACUUCAGAAACAGAGUACGAAGAGACGGUGAUGUCGCUCUUUGACUGCAGACUGUUUGAAAACAUACUGACAAACGUUCAUUCAGGAACAGAGGAAAAAAUCCAGGAGCUUCUGGAAAGCAGAAAAAGACUGGAUAACAAGAUUGAGCUACUGCAGGACUUAAAAGAAGUCACCCUUCCUGCCCAAGAGAACACUGCUAGUACAUCCAGUACAGUGUCUGAAUAA